This is a messenger RNA of Knipowitschia caucasica, 1080 nucleotides long. Lineage: Eukaryota; Metazoa; Chordata; Actinopteri; Gobiiformes; Gobiidae. The record is from the annotation of a GenBank genome assembly.
AUGCCGAAGAGAAGAGAUAUUCUUGCCAUUGUGUUGAUCGUGUUACCCUGGACUUUGCUCAUCACUGUGUGGCACCAGAACGCAAUAGCACCGCUACUGGCCAUCCGCAAGGCCUGUCACCACCUAGUAAAAGAGAUCUUUAUCAUACCAGAGAGGCUUGCAGUACGCCACCACCGGCUCUCAGAUGACGGCGCUGAUGGCAAGAGGGACGCCGCAGGACUGGGGCAAGACUCCAAGGAAUAUUGUGCCUCGGAUAAGGACAUAGUAGAGGUGGUGCGGACAGAAUACGUUUACACAAGACCUCCUCCAUGGUCCGAUGUGCUGCCUACUAUCCACAUCAUCACUCCCACGUACAGCCGACCGGUGCAAAAGGCGGAGCUAACGCGGCUGGCGAACACUUUCCUCCAUGUUCCCAACCUGCACUGGAUCCUGGUGGAGGAUUCCCAGAGGAGGACGGCCCUGGUCACGAGACUCCUGCGGGAGACGGGCUUGAACUACACUCAUCUCAAUGUGGAGACACCCAGGAACUAUAAGCUGCGGGGCGACACGCGAGACCCCAGAAUCCCACGAGGCACCAUGCAGAGGAACCUGGCGCUGCGCUGGUUGAGGGAGACGUUCAAUGCAAACAGCAGCCAGGUGGGGAUCGUGUACUUUGCUGAUGACGACAAUACUUACAGUCUGGAGCUGUUUGAAGAGAUGAGAUCCACUCGUAAAGUGUCCGUGUGGCCUGUGGCCUUCGUGGGCGGUCUGCGGUACGAGUCUCCCAAAGUAAACGCUGCGGGGAAAGUGUACGGCUGGAAGACCGUGUUCGACCCUCACCGACCUUUUGCCAUCGACAUGGCCGGCUUCGCCAUCAACCUGCGCCUCAUCCUGUUCAAGCCUCAGGCCUACUUCAAACUGAGGGGUGUGAAGGGGGGAUACCAGGAGAGCAGCCUGCUGCGCGAGCUCGUCACUCUCAACGACCUGGAGCCCAAAGCCGCCAACUGCACUAAGAUCCUGGUUUGGCACACGCGCACAGAAAAGCCUGUCCUCGUAAACGAAGGGAAGAAAGGAUUCACAGACCCCAAUGUAGAGAUAUGA